This is a messenger RNA of Talaromyces atroroseus, 1791 nucleotides long. RefSeq names its product External alternative NADH-ubiquinone oxidoreductase, mitochondrial. NCBI's taxonomy places the organism in Eukaryota, Fungi, Ascomycota, Eurotiomycetes, Eurotiales, Trichocomaceae. The record is from RefSeq and is a predicted model, not a curated record. The transcript has 5 exons. Bases 1 to 1791 code for a protein of 596 amino acids. Gene Ontology annotation, molecular function: NADH dehydrogenase activity.
AUGUUGGUUCGUCAACGCAUCGCCGCUGCAACCGCAGCCACAUCUCCGUCAGCAAUGCAGCUCUCACAUCUGUCUCGAAGGAGCAUCCUCUCAACCAGCACAGCAGCCACCGCCGCGGCGACGUCGCGGUCGUCGAUAUCUUCUCCUCUACGACAACCACAACUCCUUCUUUCACAACGUUCUUUUUCUUCUUCAUCUCGCCGCAGCUAUGCCUCUGAAUCAACUCCGCCACAACCUAAGAAGAAACGUGCUGGCUUCUUCCGAUGGACCUAUCGUCUAACCCUGCUUAGCGCCCUUGGCUUCACUGGUUAUCUUGGUUAUGGCAUUUACCUUUUGCGCCAUCCCGCCGAGCAGAUCGAGCCUGAUCCGUCUAAGAAGACGUUGGUUAUUCUUGGAAGCGGAUGGGGUUCUGUAUCGUUGCUCAAAAAGCUCGACACCGAAAACUACAAUGUCGUCGUGAUUUCGCCGCGUAACUUCUUCCUCUUCACCCCGCUGCUGCCCUCGUGCACCACUGGUCUGAUUGAGCAUCGCUCCAUUAUGGAGCCGAUCCGCAAUAUCCUGCGUCACAAGAAGGCUACCGUCAAGUACUAUGAAGCCGAGGCUACCAAGAUCGAUUACGAGAAGCGCUUGGUGUAUAUCAGUGAUGAUUCGGAGAUCAAGGGUGAUGUCUCGCAUACCGUCGUGCCGUUCGACAUGUUGGUUGUGGGUGUUGGUGCUGAGAACGCGACAUUUGGCAUCCCCGGUGUUCGUGAACAUUCCUGCUUCCUGAAGGAAGUCGGUGACGCCCAGAAGAUCCGCAAGCGUAUUAUGGACUGCGUCGAGACCGCUACCUUUAAGGAUCAGACUGAGGAGGAAGUCAAGCGUCUUCUGCACAUGGUUGUUGUUGGCGGUGGUCCUACCGGUGUUGAAUUCGCUGGUGAGCUCCAAGACUUCUUCGAGGAUGACUUGCGCAAGUGGAUUCCAGACAUUCAGGACAACUUCCAUGUGACUCUUGUCGAGGCUUUGCCAAAUCUGACCAGACAGAUUCUUCCCAUGUUCUCCAAACAACUGAUCGAGUACACGGAAUCCAGCUUCAAAGAAGAGAAAAUCACCAUCCGCACCAAGACCAUGGUCAAGAACGUCACCGACAAGUACAUUGAAGCCGAGGUCACCAAGCCCGAUGGCACCAAGGAGAUGGAGAAGAUCCCCUACGGUCUGCUGGUCUGGGCCACCGGUAACGCUGUGCGUAACGUGGUGCGCGACCUCAUGAGCCAGAUCCCCGCGCAGAAGAACUCCCGCCGCGGUCUUGCCGUGAACGAAUUCCUCGUCGUCAACGGCACCGAAAAUAUCUGGGCAGUUGGCGACUGUGCCAUUACCAACUACGCACCCACUGCUCAGGUUGCCAGCCAAGAAGGUGCUUUCCUUGCGCGCCUCUUCAACACCAUGGCCAAGACAGAAGAUCUAGAGUCUGAGCUCAAGAGACUGUCCAUCGCGCAGCAAGAGGCCAAGACCGAAGAAGACCGCAACCAGAUCUUUGAUGAAAUCAAAGAACGCCAGCGCCAGCUCCGCCGCACCAAACAGAUUGGCCCCUUCCAGUACUCGCACCAGGGCAGUCUUGCGUAUAUCGGCAAGGAGCGAGCUGUGGCCGAUAUCACCUGGUGGAGCGGUAACAUUGCCAGUGGUGGUACCAUGACAUAUCUAUUCUGGCGAAGCGCGUAUUUGAGCAUGGUUUUUAGCGCCCGUAACCGAGUCCUCGUUGCUACCGACUGGAUCAAGGCAAAGGUUUUUGGCCGUGACGUGUCGCGAGAGUAG